Chondrus crispus (carragheen) is the source of this 1669-nucleotide messenger RNA. RefSeq lists its product as hypothetical. The record is from RefSeq and is a predicted model, not a curated record. Gene Ontology annotation, biological process: cristae formation. Lineage: Eukaryota; Rhodophyta; Florideophyceae; Gigartinales; Gigartinaceae. The transcript has 2 exons. Gene Ontology annotation, cellular component: MICOS complex. Bases 1 to 1542 code for a protein of 513 amino acids.
AUGCAAGGGGAUGCGAAGCGGGAUGUGCUCGCGAAGCCUACUACAAACCAAGAGGCGCCACCAAAGGUCUCACCAGUCCAGGACCUCGACACUGUGGGAGAUGGCCCUAUUCACAAGGCCUUGCCCAAGGCGAAGCCGGCGAGUAAGGGGUUGAAGACAUCUGAGGACGCUGCCAUCGGUGCAGCCAGCGAUGCGAAGAGCGCCGGGGAUGGGCCGGCACCUCUUGACAUCAUCAUGAAUUUCAGCGACGAUGACAACGAAAGCGCUAGAGGAAGCCGCACGGGCCGAGGUGCUGGAAGAGGCGGAACGUCGGGGAAAGAAAAGCUUGCUCGUCUGUUAGGGAAAGGAGACUUUCAGGCGGAUAAGGUGGAAGGUCCUGAUGUUGUGGACGACUCGGUUUACAGAAAGCCAAACAAUGCGAAACUUCUCGGUAGACAAGAAAGCAGAAAACCAUGGAAAUUUGAGGGUAAGCGAACACCGUCUCCCGGAACGCCCAGGAUCGGAGCGAAACCGGCGGAGGAAGAUCCUGUAGCAGUUGAAAUGAACGCGCUGCGAUUGGAAUUGGAGAGCCAAAUGAAAUGGGAGGGCGUACGUCUUCAAGAGGCCGUUCGCGCCCAAAUGGUUGCUGACAAAACGAUUGCUGCGAGGGAAGCCGCGGAGUUUGCUAAGAAGCACUCGGAAGAACUCACUCGUGUCCGAGAAGAUGCGAUCACCAGCGCAGAUAAAAUGCUCAGGGAGAAAUCGAUUGAAUUGCAGGCAAAGGCAGAUGCGCAGCGAGAUUCAGAUGUUGCUCGCCUGAUAAAGGUGAAGGAGGAAGAAAUUCGAGAGACUUUGACAUUGGAAUAUGCGGACAAGGAAAGAAAGAAUGUAGUCGAGAGGAAGAAAGCCCUCGCCUCCGCCAAAGCUCAAGUAGCUGCACUGAAUGACCAGUUUGAUUCGGUGGUAGCGCAGACAGAGAGAGCGAAAGAAGCGGCAAAGCGGACUAGCAUUGCCUUUUUAUUGCGAGAAUCGAUUUUGGCAAGUCGGCCACUAGCGUCGCAGGUAACAGAGGCAGCUGGGCGGACAGAGUUGGGAAAACUAGUGGCAGAGAGCGUUCCCACAGCCGCCGUGAUGGCCGGCGUAUCGUCUAUCGAUGCGCUGAAGGAAGACUUCCGAGAUGCGUCGAAGCGCGGUUUAAGUGUAGCUAUGGUUCCGCCAGGAAAGACGGGGACAUUGUGGGGACAUUUCCUGGGAGCUCUUUUUUCAAGAUUGAAGAUUCCCAUUGAUCGUUGGGACAACACAUCUAACGCGCCACUUUCUAGUAACGAGGAACGGAUUAGGCGAGCCGAGCGACUCGUUUCUGAUGGGGAUCUGAGCAAUGCCAUUCUGAUUUUGGAUUCUUUGAAUGGCUUGUCGGCAGACAUCAUGAAGGAUUGGAUUGGUGCAGCCAAGGCGCGAGUAGCAGCAGAUCUAGCGGCAGAGGUUUUGCUGGCUGACGCAAUCAUCACACAAGUAUCACUGACUCAGGGAAAGCAAGGCGUCAAGAAACCAAUCUGUUGCUAGGACUUGGUGAGGUGCAAGCGUGUAUUUGGAGAAGAGUCAGGCCCGUAAUGAUGCCCCGCUUGUAGCGUAAAAAUUAGCCCUUGUAUCGUAAGACAAAUAAAGUUUGUUUUCGAGCGCUUCAUGCCGA